This is a messenger RNA of Nematolebias whitei (Rio pearlfish), 1612 nucleotides long. It is a transcript of the gene pabpn1, whose product is annotated as poly(A) binding protein, nuclear 1. The transcript is spliced from 7 exons. The coding region runs from base 330 to 1184 and encodes 284 amino acids. The record is from RefSeq and is a predicted model, not a curated record. NCBI's taxonomy places the organism in Eukaryota, Metazoa, Chordata, Actinopteri, Cyprinodontiformes, Rivulidae. Gene Ontology annotation, molecular function: RNA binding.
CCCCUAGCUUCCAUUUCUUGAACUGAAGCGACGCUACGGGUCUCGUGUACGGUUAUCGUCUUUUUUUUUUUAACAUACACGUUUAAGUAAAUAAACUCGCUUUUCACGAGGACACUUUUUUUUUAAAUAGUGAAUGAAAAACAGUUCGUCGUUCGGUUCUGUUUGAGUUGUGGCUGAAGCUAGUAUUUUUGUUUCCCAUUUUAACUUUACUGAGCGGCGUUUUCCGCCGUUUUUUUUUUUUUCCUCGCCGCCCCCCUUGAGUGUGAGUGAGUAGGGGCCUGCGACGUUGGUUUAGCCACGAGGCUCGUUGGUUCUGUUGGAGCAUAGCGAUGGCGGAGUUCGGUAACGGACUGGCGGAUGAGUCUCUACUAGAUUCGGACCACGGACAUCCCGAGUUAGAAGACCCGGGUGUAGGAGACGAAGAACCGGGGUUAGAAGAGGGAGAGGCCGCAAUUGAAGACCCGGAGCUGGAGGCAAUCAAAGCCCGGGUCCGAGAAAUGGAGGAAGAGGCAGAAAAGUUGAAGGAGCUACAGAACGAGGUGGAGAAACAGAUGAAUCUCAGCCCCCCACCAGUUGGUCCGGUCAUCAUGUCCAUCGAGGAGAAGAUGGAAGCAGAUGGCAGAUCUAUUUAUGUCGGCAAUGUGGACUACGGCGCCACGGCGGAGGAGCUCGAGGCUCAUUUUCACGGCUGCGGUUCAGUAAAUAGAGUCACCAUCUUGUGUGACAAAUACACGGGGCAUCCCAAAGGGUUUGCUUAUAUUGAGUUCGCAGACAAAGAGUCUGUUCGAACGGCCAUGGCUUUGGAUGAGUCCCUGUUCAGAGGAAGACAGAUUAAGGUGGGAGCCAAGAGAACAAACAGACCGGGCAUCAGCACCACAGAUCGCGGUUUUCCACGGGGUCGGUUCCGAUCACGGGGAGGAAGCUUCUCCUCGCGAGCGCGCUACUACAGCGGCUACACGCCACCCCGAGGCAGAGGGCGGGCCUUCAGGUUUCAGGACCAGUGGAGGCUGACGACCCCUCCCCAGGUGGCGCCGGCUCCGCCCACUGUCUCUGCAGCGUCCCUGUCUCUCUCCGCUCCCGCUAUGCACACUCACCCCAUUUUGUCGGUGUGGGGGGGCGGGGGAGGAGGGCAGGGCGACCACAGGCCCGCCGCCGGGGGCAUUUACUACAACAGCAAACGCUGAUGACGUUUUUCUUUCUUCCGUUUUUGUUUUAUUCUUUUUAAAUUUCUCGUCGUACUUCAGAAACACGUCGCCAACACACACUCAUCACACACACACAGCCGACACACGCGUUCUGCUCACAGCUGAAGCCAGAGUAGCCGAAGGGGCAGACAGGCAAGUUUGCGAGUGAGGAAGGCGGGACCAGAGGCGAGGGUAGAGGGGGGGUUGGGGGGGACAUAAAGGUGCCCUGUCUGGCGGUCCUGUGAUGAGCUAACGGCGUUGAUUAAAGAAAGGAGUGGGCUGGAGCUGUUUAAGGUGGUGGGGUUUGUCUGCAGACCCUUCUUUUUCCCUUGUUUUGAAAAAAGAAAAGAUAAAAAGAGGGAGUGGGUUCAAAAAAAAUGUUUUGCUUUUUUUAUUUUUAACCCAUGACUCUGUAAUUAGGAGAAAAG